GUUGCCACCAUCAUCAGUCAGGUAUGCUGCCUGCUCACCUGUGAAAGGCUUCUCAGCAGCCAAGCCAUUCUCCAAACCAAAGCUUCCCAUCUCUUUCUUUGCCUUUCCAUUAACAAAAUGAGUUACCACCAGCCCCUCCGGAGGGCCUUAGCUUUUCAUCAUCUCUAGUGAUGAGGCUGAAAUCCAGGAAGAGCCAUCCGGAGGAACCCUGACAAGGUGAAGCCAAGUCCCAAGAGAAAUAGCUCGCAGCUCUCCAGCCUGAGCAGAGAGCAGCGGUGGCUCCCGGGACUCAGAGGCAAAAGCAGAGAGCUAGCACACAGAUUCCAAAGCCAUGACAAAGACAACCACUUGCAUCUAUCACUUCCUUGUUUUGAACUGGUACGUCUUCCUCAAUUGCUACAUCCCACAUAUUGGAAAGGACAAUGAGAAGUUAAAGGAAUUCCAUGAUGGCGGACGGUCGAAGUACUUGACGCUCCUUAAUCUGCUUUUGCAGGCCAUUUUCUUUGGAGUCGCCUGCCUGGAUGAUGUGCUGAAAAGAAUCAGAGGAAGGAAAAACAUCAAGUUCAUCACAUCCUUCCGAGACCUGCUGUUUACCACCUUGGCUUUUCCUACAUCCACAUUUGUAUUUUUGGUAUUCUGGGGCCUCUUUUACUAUGAUCGAAGUCUCGUUUACCCCAAGGGCCUGGAUGACUUCUUUCCAGCAUGGGUUAACCACGCAAUGCAUACCUCCAUAUUCCCCUUAUCACUGAUGGAAGCCAUUCUUCGACCACACUACUACCCACCGAAGAAGCUAGGCCUCUCCUUGUUGGGUGCUUGUAACCUUGCCUACAUUAUCAGGAUCCUGUGGCGCUACUCUCAGACCGGAAACUGGGUGUACCCCGUGUUUGCCUCCCUCAACCCACUGGGUAUUAUCAUCUUCUUCUCGGCCAGUUACAUCCUGAGUGCCGGCAUCUACUUGCUUGGAGAGAAGAUCAAUCACUGGAAGUGGGGUACCACAAUGAAGCCAUAUAUGAAGAAGAAGUGACGACACACUAUUUUCCAAGAGCCAUGGAAGAAGAAACAUAAGAACUGGUCAUCUUUCUAUUAUUCUCAUUAUUAUUAUUUCUUUGGGGAUCGGUGGUGGAAUAGCAUGGGGAGAUACAAAAGACAGAGAAUGAUGCAUAAGUUUAAUAAAGCCUAUGAAGGGAGCUUUGCUUGAGAUCUCUUGGCUUUCAGAAAGGCUGGUAAACAAUUCCUGAAGUCUCGGAAUCCAUUGAUUUUUGUCUGACCUCCAUAGAGGAUUGUUUCUGGCUGGGGGAAAAAAAAAAGACUAAAGAAGCCUGGAUAAACUUGCUGGAGGACUUUAGAGAAGGGGUGUGGGGAGAGGAACUCAGAGCCAUCUAAUCACUAUACCUUCGAGGGGGAUGGUGAGGACCCAGAUGACAAGUUGUUACAUUGUCAAAAUCAUUGUGAUGUUGGACUAGCAGCACACAUGACUAUUCCCAGCAUACCGGAUGCUAGAUAAGCAAGGUCAUGAAUUCAAGGCUGGCCUAGGCUGCCGAGUAAGACCCUGUGGUGGUUUGAAAGAAAAUGGCCCCCAAAGAGAGUAGCACUACUAGAAGGUAUGGUCUUGUCGGAGUAGAUAUGGUCUUGUUGAAGGAAGUGUAUCGCUAUAGAGAUGGGCUUUGAGGUCUCGUAUUUGCUCAAGCCGUUCCCAAUGAGAUAGAUCACUCUCUGUUGCCUGCCUAACGAGAUGUAGGGCUCUCAACUCCAGCACCAUGUCUGCCUGCAUGCCACGAUGUCACACCGUGAUGAUAAUGGAUU
Molecule: messenger RNA, 1803 nt
Organism: Microtus oregoni (creeping vole)
Lineage: Eukaryota; Metazoa; Chordata; Mammalia; Rodentia; Cricetidae
Gene: Adtrp
Product: androgen dependent TFPI regulating protein
Exons: 7
Coding region: 332-1024 (230 amino acids)
Cellular component (GO): endomembrane system; membrane
Source: RefSeq, a predicted model, not a curated record